Messenger RNA from Gekko japonicus, 835 nucleotides. RefSeq names its product glutathione peroxidase 4 (gene GPX4). Gene Ontology annotation, biological process: response to oxidative stress. The record is from RefSeq and is a predicted model, not a curated record. The transcript has 7 exons. Gene Ontology annotation, molecular function: glutathione peroxidase activity. Lineage: Eukaryota; Metazoa; Chordata; Lepidosauria; Squamata; Gekkonidae.
UGAUCGGCACAAUGAGCUUUGGUUGCUUAGUGCGGAGGACGUUGCUGUGUGGAGUGUUGACGGCGCGGGGGCUGACGCGGACCAUGUGUGCCCAAGAAGUUGACUGGAGAACUGCCAAAUCCAUCUAUGACUUCCACGCCACAGAUAUCGAUGGCAAUGACGUCUCACUGGAGAAAUACAGGGGUCACGUCUGCAUCAUCACCAACGUCGCCUCCAAAUGAGGCAAGACGGGCGUAAACUACACUCAGUUUGUCGACAUGUACGGCCGAUACGCUGAGAAGGGUUUACGCAUCCUGGCCUUCCCUUGCAACCAGUUCGGCAAGCAGGAGCCAGGCACCGACGCGGAGAUCAAAGCCUUUGCCGCAGGCUACGGGGUGAAGUUCGACAUGUUCAGCAAAAUCGACGUGAACGGCGACGACGCCCACCCGCUCUGGAAGUGGAUGAAGAGCCAGCCCAAGGGGAGAGGCACCCUGGGAAAUGCCAUUAAAUGGAACUUCAGCAAGUUCCUCAUCAACAAAGAAGGCCAGGUGGUCAAGAGGUACAGUCCAAUGGACGACCCCGUGGUGAUCGAGAAGGACCUGCCCACCUUCCUGUAGGCUGGCUCCCGUCACCCUUGAUGGCUGUGCGCCCGGCGGCUGCUCUGCUGCUUUCCCCCUGGAGCCUGCUUCUUCUGCCUGAUGACGGCUUGCCUGCAAACCAAGGCUUUUGGUGGGGCAGGCCCGAAAACCCGGCAUGUGUUGGCAGGAGGAAGGAGGCCCCACGGGGCACGCCUGGGAGUAGCGGCUGUAGAACUGGGCCUGUGCUGUAGCAAUAAAACUUUGUUCUCCUCAACCAA